Molecule: messenger RNA, 1841 nt
Organism: Rhododendron vialii
Lineage: Eukaryota; Viridiplantae; Streptophyta; Magnoliopsida; Ericales; Ericaceae
Product: NPL4-like protein 2
Exons: 3
Coding region: 205-1449 (414 amino acids)
Biological process (GO): ubiquitin-dependent protein catabolic process
Cellular component (GO): nucleus
Molecular function (GO): ubiquitin protein ligase binding; ubiquitin binding
Source: RefSeq, a predicted model, not a curated record
ACGCAGCUUCUCGUCUUCUUUUCUUCUUCUUGCUCCCCAAGAGAAGAGAGAUUCCCUCUGCUCCACUCUCUACUCCAUCUUCCAUCUCUCUCUCUCUCUCUCUCUCUCUCUCUCUCUCUCUCUCUCUCUCCCCUCUCCUCUCCCCGAUUGUGUAUAUAUUCCGAGACACAUAUCUUCUGCUAUCGCACUUAGGUUAUCACCAAUAUGAUGAUCAGAGUCCGAAGCAGAGACGGGUUAGAGCGAGUCACGCUCGACCACUCAACCUGCCCGCUCACAAUCGCCCAACUCAAAUCGACAAUCGAGUCCCAACUCAGAGUCCCCGUCCCCAACCAAACCCUAUCCACCAACCAAAACCUCCUCCUCGCCAAAACCCCACACGACGCCGCCGGCUUCACCGACAUGUCCAACCCCCAAACCCUAAUCUCCGCCCUCGGCAUCGCGCACGGCUCGAUCGUCUACCUGUCCUACGAGGGCGAGCGGACCGUGGCGGGCCCGAAACAGUUCAACCCGGCCGGGUCGUUCGGGCGCAAGAUGACUAUGGACGACUUGAUCGCCAAGCAAAUGCGGGUCACCCGGCAGGAGAACCCGCACUGUGAGCUGGUCUCGUUCGAUCGUGAUGCGGCCAAUGCGUUUCAGAACUAUGUUAAUGAGUCGCUCGUGUUUGCGGUGAAGCGGGGUGGGAUUAUGUACGGCACGGUAUCUCCGGAGGGGAAGGUCGAAGUGGAUUUCAUUUAUGAGCCGCCACAACAGGGCACCGAGGAGAAUUUGAUACUUUUGCGAGACCCUGAUGAGGAGAAGCUGGUUGAUGCGAUUGCGAUGGGGUUGGGAAUGAGGAAAGUAGGGUUUAUAUUUACUCAAACGAUCGGUCAGAACAAGAAAGAUUACACGAUGUCGAAUGUGGAGGUUUUGCAGGCAGCAGAGCUUCAAGCGGAAGGGGAUUUGAAGGAGUGGGUGACGGCGAUUGUGAAAUUGGAGGUGAACGAGGAAGGUGGUGCUGACGUGCAUUUCGAGGCAUUUCAAAUGAGUGAUAUGUGUAUUAGAUUAUUUAAGGAAGGAUGGUUUGAAACGGAGAUUGGGGAAGAUGUUGAUCCUAAGUUAUCAAGGAUGAAGAAGGAUGUGGUGGUUGGAGGAAAGGAUACCAAGGAAAUUGAUAAUGACUUUUUCUUGGUGGUAGUGAAGAUAUUCGAUCACCAGGGCCCACUUUCAUCAAUCUUUCCUAUAGAGAACAGGAUUACACCAGUGCCAAUGAAUGCACUGAGGCACCAUCUGGACAGAACAAGGAGUCUUCCUUUUGUAAAGCGAAUAUCUGAUUUCCAUCUGCUGCUCUUGCUGGCUAGAUUUUUAGAUGUCAACGCAGAUGUUCCCGCAUUGGCACAUUGUGUGCAGACACAGAUGGCUGUCCCAGAAGGAUAUCAGCUACUAAUCGAGUCCAUGGCCAGUGCUUCUUGAUUCUGUGUCCGAUGGCUUUUGGCAAACUGAUACUACUCAUCAACCCUUUCGAAUGGUUUCCAAUGUGCAUUUAUGCUUGAGCUUUCAGGUCUCCAGUGGAGGAUUCUCAAUUGCCUUUGGACAAUUGGCAUGGCCUCAAAAUUUGGCUCUGCGCUCUGGUUGUAACCGAAAUCUAAACAUCACACUGUUCAGUUUCUCUGGUAUUGAUAAUUUUCUCAGACAAAACUGUGUUUAUAGUACAAUUACAUACGUCAGUGUUUGUCAGAAUUUAGGAUCAUGGCCCUAUAUUAUUUAUCACCUGCUAUGUGGAUUAAAGUGUUUCAUGUAAUGAUCCUCUGAUCUCGAACGUUCAUGACUCAUCAGAAUCAAAAACACCUAUUGCAGUUUGGCAA